Molecule: messenger RNA, 1610 nt
Organism: Tachysurus vachellii
Lineage: Eukaryota; Metazoa; Chordata; Actinopteri; Siluriformes; Bagridae
Gene: aldoca
Product: aldolase C, fructose-bisphosphate, a
Exons: 9
Coding region: 148-1242 (364 amino acids)
Biological process (GO): glycolytic process; fructose 1,6-bisphosphate metabolic process
Cellular component (GO): cytosol
Molecular function (GO): fructose-bisphosphate aldolase activity
Source: RefSeq, a predicted model, not a curated record
CAGCCUCCUCCGGGACACCAUCAUGAAGAACUGGGACGACGUUGCUGUCACAAAAAGAGCUUCUCAUUUCAUUUCUCAUCACAAUCUCAGGAGCAAGCCGGUGCAUCCGCAUCUCUUCUGUGACUUGGUUGUGAUCCCUCUGUAAAGAUGACCCACCAGUUUCCUACGCUCACCACUGAGAAGAAGAAGGAGCUGCAUGAGAUCGCUCUGCGCAUCGUGGCUCCUGGGAAAGGCAUCCUAGCAGCUGAUGAGUCAGUCGGAAGCAUGGGGAAGCGUCUGAAUCAGAUAGGAGUGGAGAACACAGAGGAGAACCGUCGCCUGUACCGCCAGGUCCUCUUCAGCGCAGACGACCGCAUUGACAGCUGCAUCGGCGGGGUCAUUUUUUUCCACGAAACCCUCUACCAGACUUCUGAUGAUGGUGUUCCAUUUGUUAAAAUGAUCAAAGACAAAGGGAUCACUAUUGGCAUUAAGGUUGAUAAAGGAGUUGUUCCCCUGCCAGGAACUAAUGGAGAAACUACUACACAAGGGCUGGACGGUCUAUCAGAGAGAUGUGCUCAGUACAAGAAAGAUGGAGCAGAUUUCGCCAAGUGGCGCUGUGUGAUGAAGAUCAGUGACACGGCCCCAUCUCAGCUGUGCAUCACAGAAAAUGCAAAUGUCCUUGCACGCUAUGCUAGUAUCUGCCAGCAGCAUGGGAUUGUACCCAUAGUGGAACCUGAGAUUCUACCUGAUGGAGAUCAUGACCUUAAGCGCUGCCAGUUUGUUACAGAGAGGGUGUUAGCAGCAGUGUACAAGGCCAUGUUUGAUCACCAUGUGUAUCUGGAAGGCACGCUGCUCAAGCCCAACAUGGUGACCCCUGGACAUGCUUGCCCCACCAAAUACAGUGCUGAGGAGGUUGCCAUGGCGACAGUCACUGCUCUACGCCGCACUGUGCCUCCUGCAGUCACUGGAAUAACAUUUCUAUCUGGAGGCCAGAGUGAAGAGGAGGCCUCUGUCCACUUAAAUGCCAUCAAUAACUGCCCACUGGUAAAGCCCUGGUCACUGACCUUUUCUUUUGGUCGAGCUCUGCAGGCCUCAGCACUGAAGACCUGGCGCGGUCAUAAGGAAAACCAGAGUGCUGCCACUGAGGAGUUCAUUAAACGUGCUGAGAUCAACAGUCUGGCAUCCCAGGGGAAAUAUUCUGGCGAACGAGACAUCAGUGGCGCUACUGGUCUUUCCCAUUACCUGUCUAGCUAUGCAUACUGAAAUCUCCUCAAAUACAGACAAUUGCACUCCACUGUUAUAGAAAUGACUGUAUUUGAUCUGUCACACACACACACACACACACACACACACACGUUUCUUGGGUUCAGUACAUAGCUGUUUGAACUACAUCAGUAUUAGCCGUUAAAAUUGAAUUAAACAACUAAAACGCUAUAUAGAAAACCUUAUACAUUAUUAUAAAUACCUUCUAGAUAAACGUGAGCUGGUUAUCUUCUCACUCAACCAACACAAUCUGGGGUUGUCUUUACAACUUGUGCUUCACAGUGAUUGAUCAAAACAUCAUUUAAAUGUCUCUAUGUGAUAGAAAUAAGCUUAUUUACACUUAGUACCUGUGGAUUGUGUACUUUUGG